Molecule: messenger RNA, 510 nt
Organism: Nicotiana tabacum (common tobacco)
Lineage: Eukaryota; Viridiplantae; Streptophyta; Magnoliopsida; Solanales; Solanaceae
Source: RefSeq, a predicted model, not a curated record
AUGAGUAUGAUGGGAGAACUGACGUUCUUUCUUGGACUUCAAAUUCAACAAUCUGAAGAAGGAACAUUCAUAUGUCAGACUAAAUAUACAAAGAAGUUGAUCCAAAAAUUCGGCAUGAGUAGUGCCAAAGCUAUCGUCACACCAAUGAGUCCUUCAACAAGUCUCGACAAAGAUGAACAGGGAAAAUCUAUUGAUGAAAUUAAGUAUCGUGGAAUAAUUAGUUCUCUUAUUUAUUUGACUGCUAGUCGACCAGAUAUUAUGUUCAGCAUUUGUAAAUGUGCCAAGUUUCAGUCAGCUCCUAAGGAGUCUCACAUGACUGCAGUAAAAAGAAUCCUUCGAUAUCUUAUUGGAACUAUCUCUCAUGGAUUAUGGUAUCCUCGCUCUAACAAUUUUAAAUUAGAAGGUUUUUCAGAUGUUGAUCUUGCAGGUGAUAAGGAAGACAGAAAAAGUACAAGUGGGACAUAUCAAUUGCUUGGCAAAGCUUUGAAAUCUUGGAAUAGUAAAAAAUAA